Daldinia childiae is the source of this 1959-nucleotide messenger RNA. RefSeq names its product putative rossmann-fold nad (+)-binding protein. The transcript has 3 exons. The record is from RefSeq and is a predicted model, not a curated record. Lineage: Eukaryota; Fungi; Ascomycota; Sordariomycetes; Xylariales; Hypoxylaceae. The coding region runs from base 1 to 1959 and encodes 652 amino acids.
AUGGACGCUGACAAGGAGCGAGAACAACUUCACGACCUUGAGUUAAAGCACCAAAUAAACAAUGGCAAUGCCGAACUCUUAGUCAAAGACGAGGAUGUCCGUCGGUUGAGGGUCAGAAUACUAAUGCUACGGGACGAAAACACAACAUUGCGUGAUCAAAUAGCCCAUAACAACGAUGCAAACACCAAACUCUCGGCCCAAUGCAAUGAUCUAAGUGCUCAGAUUGAAGCUAAAAUGGACGUAAUUCGCUCGCAGGAAAAGCAAUUACGGAAACAAGAACGAGAGUACUUAAACUUGAAGGCCGAACUUCAAGCAAUGAAUAAUGCAACACAAGAUUCCGCCAAUGUGCUCGCUGAGAAAUUAUCUCUAAGUCGCGAGUUAGCUGUUUUAAAACCCGAGAUUGAACACCUCCGAUCACAAGUAAAUCACCAGCAAGCAACGCUGGCUGAAAAGUUGACGUUGGAGCGACAAGUUACUACUCUUGAGGUUGAACUUGCAAAUGAAAAGAAGGCGACCAAGAGAGUAAUGCAGAAACGCGAAAGCAACGACCGGGUUGAGGAUGAGCUCCGCCAAAGGCUACGCGAAACAGAGAAAAAAUUAACUGCUGAGAAGGCGGAGCGCGAGCGGCUUGAAGAUCAGCUUGAGCAAGAAAAACGGACACAUCAAAUUUCCUUGCAGGAACAGGACAGUACUCGAGAGCUGGAAGCAGACCUUCGAAAGAAACUUCAGGAAGUCCAGAAACAACUAAGGCAAGAGAAAGAUGAUCGGGAAAGGCUAGAAGAAGAGCUGCAGGCUACUAAACAUGCGGCAAAAAAGACACAGAAGAACAACUCAAAGAGCGAUGUAGAGGAUGAAUUACGUUCCCGAGUUGAGGAACUUGAGGCAAAUCUCGAGUCUCAACGGAAGGAGAGCGCCAGGAUUCGCCGAGAGAGUCAGGAAUUAGUGUCCGAAGCUAGUGCGCGAAGCGACCAGCUGGAAAAGAAGGUUGAAAAAUUCAAGACGAAACUACGCGAGACUCAGGAACAACUCAAGCAAUGCCAAGCGGACCUACGAAAGGCACAACAAUCACGCCCUGUUCCUAUAACCUCAGACGACACCACCAAAGUCAACGGGCGACCACAGGCUUUCCGUAAAAGGAAAGCCCAGGACAUGGCUGCGGAUGACUUCACCCAGAUUGAAAUUCAAACACCAGGAGCUGAUGAUACCACAAAAGGACGACGCGCACUCAAGAAGCGAGGCAUAGAGCCAAGUCUUGUAGGCGAGAAGUCAAUGUUCUCCAUCACUCCCUUCUUAAACCGUACCAAGAGUAUCAUCGAAGAUACUCCUAAAACUGACGAAGGAACGCCAAAUGCUUCAGUUGCCGCCUCAACUGAACCUGAGGCUGCCGAACCUACGACAGUAGCAUCUGAAGGUGCAGCGGCAGAGGAAACUCGGGAGGAGACGACCUCUCCAGCUCCUACUGAAAGCGAGAAGCCAAAACCAAGUGCUAAGUCUCGUGGUAGACCUAAAAAGGUUCUCGGUGAAGCCCCAUCCGCAAAGAAAAAUGCACAGCCUAUUUCAAAGAGGUCUGUCAAGACCAAGAGCAGUCUUGAGAAAGUAGUGGAGGAACCUAAUGAGAAGGUUCAAGAGAACCAGCGCGAUGCCGUAGAGCCUGCAGAGAAGACAACAACUGCUAAGUUCAAUUUUAGCUUCCCGCAGGACGAGAGCACGUCAUCCAGCAUGAAUGGCGAUCUACCGAAGAAGAAGAAGCGCAAGGUCCUGGGCUCAACCAAGACGUUAUUUGAUGAAGAGGAGGGAGAAGCACCACUGGCUAGGAAGCCGAGUAAAGUCCAGCUGGGUGGAAAGAGGGCACUAAACAAGGCAGUUCUCGGUGUGCAGAAAAGUGCAUUUGCCAGUGCAACCUCAUUCUCACCUCUGAAGAGGGAUCGUAGAGGUGUCGGUGCUAGUUUCCUGGCAUAA